Solenopsis invicta (red fire ant) is the source of this 4283-nucleotide messenger RNA. RefSeq lists its product as uncharacterized. Bases 3511 to 4131 code for a protein of 206 amino acids. The record is from RefSeq and is a predicted model, not a curated record. The transcript is spliced from 7 exons. NCBI's taxonomy places the organism in Eukaryota, Metazoa, Arthropoda, Insecta, Hymenoptera, Formicidae.
AAGAUCGAAAUUCGAAUAUACGUAACCCGCGAAAAUUCAAAAUUCGCGAUACUUUUUGAACACACCUCGUAUGUCUUUGAUACGGUCGGCUAUUUCUUUUUACAGCUGCAUAUUGCGAUCAAUUUGGUAUGCUUCCGAGACACCUACUGAGGUUUGAGUGCUAAUUAUCUUAUAUACAUUUUUUUUCUGCAAUUUCUUUGUCCCUUUAUCUAACUAGGCGGAUGCAACGUCAUUAUCAACCAUACAUAUUGGAGGAUCAUGUGCAUUGAAACGGAUCAUGUUCGCACCGAUGUUUGCGACUUUUAUCUAACCGGUGCAUUCGUGUCAUCUAGUGGUAGCCAAAAUACCCACGCCUGUCUUAAAUCACCCUUCACGAAAAAUCAACUUCACAUAUCGGACGAUCAUGUACAUACCUUGAAAAUGGAGAAGGGGGAUCAUGUUAACGAUGCUUCUUCGUCUAACCGGUGCAUUCGCGUCAUCCAGCUGCAGCCAAGGUCUCGGCGCCUGAAUCAUUAUAUCGCGACUCCCAUGUAUCAAGGAGCAGCAUUAAAUAAAAGAUGCUCGUCUUACCUCUUUUAAAUUGUUUCACAAAACUUAGGUGUCAUGUAUCAAGGCAGAUAACGAAUUGGUCAGUUAAAAUUAUAUAAGUGCAUAUCCUUUGUUCAUCUGCAUAUUUCGCGCUUAUCGAUAACACCGGUCGGCUACAUAUGCAUGUAUGUACAUGUACUUUUCAAUCAUCUCCUCUUCCACUCACUCAUUCAAAUCUUCAUCCACCCAUUCUUCCCCCCCCCCUCAACCCUCACGCCCAUUCCCUUUCCUCCAUACUUCUAACCUUCUCAACCAUUCUUCUCCCUCCCCAUCCUCACCCAGCACAAUCCCCCUCAUCUCCUGCCAUCCUUUCCCCCAACUCACACAUUCCUCCCACACAUGCUCCCACGUUUCAUUCAUACGUUUACACAUCCUGCACCUCUUACGCUCAUCCUCCUCCAAGUGUCUGUUACCCCUCUUCCCGUUCCCUAAUUUAAAUCUUGCCACCCUUUGCCACCUACUCUCUCCCCACCCUUUCUUUAAAUACUCCGGAAUUUCCUUCCCCUUAAUCCAUUUAUACUCCCUAUUACCCUUCGUCUUCAUUAUUCUCUCCCAUCUUUCCUCCCUUUGCAUCUCUCUCUCCCUCUUAAUCAGACUUUUAUAUUACUCCCCACUGUAUCCCCCCAACCCCUCCCACUCCUCUCAUCCCAAAAAAUCCCCUUCUUUCCUUCUCCUAUUCUGACAUACUUUUCUUUCCUCUACUUCUUGUUUUCAAUUCCUCCUAACACCUCUUGCUAGCUCGCUUCCUCUUCCUUCCUCCAACCUUUUUUCAAACCUUAUUGCCCUUAUUCCCGCCCUUUCCCUUAACUUUUCUCUCUGUAUUUCUUCUCUUACCAUGUACCCCCGUGUCCCCCAAUUUAUCCCCAUCAUCCAUUUCAGGAAUCUUUCAUGUAGUCUUUCCAAUGCUUCCCUCUCCUUCCAUCCUCAUAUUUCUACCUCAUAACCUAUCACCGGCCAUACCAGCAUGUCAAAUAACCAGUACAGUCUACUCCAGUCCCCCUUAAACCUUCUUUUCCCAAUUUCCCAUACUUUUCCCAUUAUUGCUGCUCCUUUCCUUAACCUUUCCCUCACCUGUGCCCCCUGCCCACCAUUGCUUUGCACUACGUAGCCCAAGUAGAAGAAUUCUUUUACCUCCUCUAUUGCUUUUCCCUUCCAUCUCCAAUUCACUUUCUUUUUCCUCCCCCCCCCCUUCUUUCCUGAACCUCAUUAUUCUCGUCUUGCCCACAUUAAGUUCCAAUCCUUUUCCAUCUAAGUACCUCUCCAACCUAACCAGAAUGCUUCUCAUAUCAUUCUCCUCCUCCGUCAACAGCACCAUAUCGUCUGCAUACGACAAAGAGUAAACUUUUUUUUCCCCCAGUUUAACUCCCUCCCAACCACCUUUUCUUAUCACUUGCUCCAGGUCCACCGUUAACAAGUUGAAUAAGGUCGGACUCAGGGGACACCCCUGUCUCACCCCCUUUCCCGUCCAGAAACACUCUCCAAGAUUUUCUCCUAUUCUCACCCGGUUCCUUGUUUCCUCCUCACAUCUUACCACCAGCCUCUCUCUAACCCCUCUAUCCUUCAUUGCCUUUGCCAAUAUCCCUCUUUCCACACAAUCAAACGCGGCCCUUAGAUCCACAAAGAGCGCGACCAUUUUUCCUCCCGGCUUGCUGACCUGCCUGUUUAUCAGAUAGUUUAGCACAUAGAUCUUAUCUAUCGUCCCUAAACCUUUUCGGAACCCCGUUUGGUUCUGUGGAAUCAACUUUUUUUCCUCUACCUCUACCUUCAACCUGUCCGCUAGCACCGUCGCAUACACUUUAUAUAGCGAAGAUGUCAGCGACACUCCUCUGUACUCCUCCACGCUUAUCCCCUCUCUCUUUUUCACGAUCGGAACGAUCACCCCAUCACUCCACUGCUCAAUCCAUCCUUCGCCCCUUCAGAUCCUGUCACAUAUUCCCAAAUCGCUCCACUUUCUCCCCCCCCCCCGUAUUUCCACACUUCAGCCGGAAUCCCAUCCGCUCCUGCAUGCCUAUUCUGUAACUCGUUAAAAAGAUAGUGACAAUUAUCGUUACGUUAACGUUAUCGAGAUUCCUCGCUUGCGCUACCGACGGCCUAGGGAAAUCGGUAUUCCGUAACUGCGGAAAGCGAGUUUGAGUCGUUACAUGAUGCGGUAACGAAUGUCAAUAUCGACGUCUAUGUGUUCUUAAAAGUAUCACGAAAAUUUUACUUGUCGGCCAAUCGGAAAGCGCGUAUUCCGCUGUGCUUGGAAAUUCCAAAACGCAUAAGACGCACAUGUGGUACUCUUAUUCAUAAAACUGCUUGUUGUUUGUUUACGAGUGAACGUUGUGUAAAUUAUUCGCAUUUUCUUAACGGUACUGACUUGAGAGUACUUGAGAGAUAGAAACCAAAUAGAAGAAAGCACAUUUUUACCACUGUAAAUUAAUCUUGGUUUAAUUUACUUUUUAUCUUUCUCUAAAAAUUAGAAAAAGGUAAAAGUAAAUUAAAGCAAGAUUAGUUCUACACUAGUAGAAACGCAUUAAAAACAAAAAAAGAAAUAAUCCGAUCAGAAGAACAAAUAUAAAAAAAUGUCACAACCAGCGAAAAAACAGAGACAGGGACGAGCUACAAAAGACCAAGUGGAGGCAAUGGUGGAUUAUUUUGUUAUUAAUCCCCAUGUCGCUACAGGUAAAUUUAUAUUGUUACAAGGGCGAGCAAGUCUUGAAGAAAUAUAAUUGUAAAUAAAUAAUUGUAAAUAAAUAAUUGUAAUUGGGAGAAACUCGCACAACAACAUAAUGCUAUAUCAAAAAAUGGAAAGGAGAAAGAUGUUGCUUCUUGGAAAACUACAUGGAGGGAUUGCAAAACAAAAGUCUCGGAUAAAGUUUCAAAAUUACGUGCUGCUCGUGCACAGACAGGUAAUAGCAUGUUAAAAACGACAUAACAGAAAUGGACAAAAAGAUAUUAGGCAUUAUUAGCUAUGAUUUUGCUGAAGGAGUGAAAGACUCAUUUGAUAGCUUCCCAGAAGAGCAGGAAUGUAUAAAUAAAGUGCUAGCAUCAGGAAACACAGAUAUAUUUGAUGAGGCACCUGUUAUCCUGUCAUGUUGUACAAAUGAUUUACAAGCAGUUGAAGAAUUUGAUAUUCAAAACAUUCCCACAACAUCUGGAGAAUUAAAUCAUUUUAUCAGUGACAAUGAUAAAUCCUGCAACGAAAAUAAUAUAUCAGAAAGACUAGAACCUAUAUCUACAACUACACCUAUUUCUGUCCCUACAAAAACAAUUUCAAAAAGAAGGAUCAAUACGGAGAAACUUGGCGUGCAAUUGUCAGAGGCCAGAGAAACUUUCCAGGCGAUUGAAGAACAGAAUGUUCAAAUAAUGAAAUCUUUAGCCCGAAACAUGCAGAUGCAAGCAGAAGCAUCAUUUAAGCUUGUAGAUGCUGCUUUAAUAAUAGCUGAAAACGACAGAAAAAGGAACGACAUUAUUGAAAGAAUGAUCGAAAAUGACCGUGUAAGAAAUGUGUUGCUGGAGAGCCUCACUCGAAUUCUAGAAAAUUUACUUCCAAGAAGAUAAAAUAACAUUGUUACCGAUUAGAUCGUCUGGGCGUACCGGUUGGAAACGUAGUUAGUAACAAGAACGCGUGUGGCGCUACGUCGGUUUUGUGAGACAUGGCGGAUGAAGAAGAUCGUCGCACAUGGCGAUCCGUUGAAAUAAAGUUGUUACAU